AUGUUGUUCUCCACUGUUGCCGUUUAUCUCUGCACUGCUCUUGGUUUCGCCACCGGAGUCAUCAGUGCCGGAUUCAAUGAGCUCAACGAUUUCGCUAAGGAUUCUGGCACCGUUGAAGCCAAGGCUGACCCACCUCUUGUCAGUUUUGACUCGUUCGGCAAUAUGAACCUAGUCAUAUCCUUAAUAAACAAGUAUCGUGUCGCGCAUCAAGCCCCUGUUGUCAACUGGAACUCCUCUUUGGCUAUCUACGCCGCGAAUGCUGCGUACCCUUGCAACUUCCGUCAAUCUCACGGACCUUACGGUGAGAUUCUCGCCGGAUCCACGACGGUCAACAAUCCAGAAUGGUUUGUUUGGUUUGUCUACGGUGAAAACACCUCCUACAACUUCAAGAAUCCCGACGUUACUGAUCCUCGCACCAAACACUUCACUCAACUCGUCUGGGCUGGUACCAAGCAAGUCGGUUGUGCAUUCGCCUCAGGUUGCCCAGAAUUGAAAUAUCAACUCUGGUGUGAAUUCUUUCCCAAAGGAAACACCGGUUCUCAAUUGGCUUACCGCAACAACGUCAAGCCUGCUGACAAGACCAAGGAGAUCCCUGCAAUGCCACCAACGAACGUCUAA
Molecule: messenger RNA, 618 nt
Organism: Orbilia oligospora ATCC 24927
Lineage: Eukaryota; Fungi; Ascomycota; Orbiliomycetes; Orbiliales; Orbiliaceae
Exons: 4
Coding region: 1-618 (205 amino acids)
Source: RefSeq, a predicted model, not a curated record